AUGAGCACUACUCUACCUUCAAUUCAAAUACCUGUGGAUUAUGCCACAUUGCAGAAUGAGAUCAAUGAUUUUAUUCAACAUUUUAAGAAUGAUUCUAUAGUACCAACUACUACAGAAACUGAUCUGUCAGGUGAAAUGCAUGAUUCUACUGUUGGUACUGGUCCAAAAUAUCUGAAUAUUUUACUACAAGUUGCUAACAGAGAUCUCGACACAGUUACCAUUGAAUUGGAUGAUUUGUUGAAAUAUGAAAGCGAAAAAUUUUUAACAGACCCAACUCGUUCAGACACUAGCUUAGUGCGUGCCAUUCAAGAAAAUGCUAAGCAUUUUAUUGAACUAUUUUGUAAAGCUAUUGAUGACUAUAUGCCCUUGCCUACAAAGGAUAUCAAUUAUCAAGAUGAUGUGAUAGAUGUGAUAUUAAAUCAAAGAAGAUUAAGAAACGAAAGGAUGAUUUCAGAUAGAACUGAUGAAAUUAGAACUGAAAAUUUAAUGGAUAUGGAUUCUGCUCCAGCUUCCUCUUUAAACGAAGCUUUGAGAGAAGUAGUUGCUGAAGAAGCUGAAUUAUUUCCUCCAAAUUUAACGAGAAGAUAUUAUUUAUACUUUAAGCCACCUUCUUUGCAAAAUCCCAAAACUCAUUCUGCAAAAUCUUAUAGCAAAGCUGGUAGUUCGAUACCUUUAUCCGUUAGGCAAAUUAAGGGCUGUCAUAUUGGUAAAUUAAUAACUGUAAGAGGUAUUGUCACAAGAGUUUCCGAUGUAAAGCCUGCAGUCUUAGUCAUUGCAUAUACAUGUGAUUCUUGUGGUUAUGAAAUAUUUCAAGAAAUUAAUUCCAAAACAUUUACUCCUCUAUCAGAAUGUACAUCCAAAGAAUGUGAGCAAAAUCAAACUAAGGGUCAACUGUUUAUGAGCACAAGAGCCUCUAAAUUUAGUCCUUUUCAAGAACUAAAAAUCCAAGAAUUAUCACAGCAAGUCCCAGUUGGUCAUAUCCCAAGAACAUUGACCAUUCAUGUCAAUGGUUCACUUGUGAGAUCUAUGACUCCUGGUGAUAUAGUUGACGUUGCAGGUAUAUUUUUACCGUCUCCAUAUACAGGUUUUAAAGCAUUAAGGGCAGGUCUAUUAACUGAGAAUUAUUUGGAAGCUCAAUAUGUAAAUCAGCAUAAGAAGAAAUAUUCUUCUUUCCAAAUGAAUACAGAUACUGAAAGGCAUAUUCAAGAAUUGGUAAAUAGUGGUAACGUUUAUGAAACUUUGGCUAAAUCAAUUGCACCAGAAAUUUAUGGUCAUUUGGAUGUCAAGAAGGCUCUAUUAUUAUUAUUAGUUGGUGGUGUAAAUAAAACUGUUGGUGAUGGUAUGAAAAUUAGAGGUGACAUAAACAUUUGCUUAAUGGGUGACCCUGGUGUGGCUAAAUCUCAAUUAUUGAAGGCUAUCUGUAAGAUAACUCCAAGAGGUGUUUACACUACCGGUAAAGGUUCUUCGGGUGUAGGUUUAACGGCUGCGGUUAUGAGAGACCCUGUUACUGACGAGAUGAUCUUAGAAGGUGGUGCUCUUGUUUUAGCAGAUAAUGGUAUUUGUUGUAUUGAUGAAUUCGACAAGAUGGAUGAUACUGAUAGAACUGCUAUUCAUGAAGUUAUGGAACAACAAACGAUAUCUAUUUCCAAGGCUGGUAUUAAUACCACUUUGAACGCUAGAUCAUCUAUCUUAGCAGCUGCUAAUCCUAUUUAUGGUAGAUAUAAUCCUCGUCUUUCACCAUUAGACAAUAUAAAUUUACCGGCUGCGUUAUUAUCAAGGUUUGAUGUAUUAUUUUUGAUGCUAGAUGUUCCAAGUAGAGAAAGUGAUGAGAAAUUAGCAGAGCACGUAGCCUUUGUUCAUAUGUAUAACAAACAACCUGAUCUAGAUUUUCAACCAAUUGAAACCUCGCAAAUGAGAGAGUUUAUUGCAUAUGCAAAAACCAAAAGACCUGUCAUGAAUGAAACUGUAAAUGAUUAUGUGGUUCAGGCCUAUAUCAGAUUAAGACAGGACUCUAAAAGAGACAUAAAUACUAAAUUUUCUUUUGGCCAAGCAACUCCAAGAACUCUAUUGGCUAUUAUUAGAUUGGCACAAGCUUUGGCUAAGCUACGGUUAUCAGAAACUGUUGAUAUUGAAGAUGUUGAAGAAGCUUUAAGAUUGGUUCGGGUUUCCAAAGAAUCCUUGUAUCAAGAAACUAACAAAAGCAUUGAGGAUGAAAACCCAACUACUAAGAUCUUCACAAUUAUCAGAAAGAUGGUACAAGAAUCGGGAUCAGCAAACAAAAAAGUUCUACCAUAUGACACUAUUAUCAAGACUGUGAGAGCCAGAGGUUUUACAACCGCACAAUUGAACAGUUGUAUACAAGAAUACUCAUAUUUAAAUAUUUGGCAUUUAACUAAUGAAAAUACUAUAUUAAGAUUCGUAGACGAUGAUACUGUUGAAGCAUCAGAAGGCUCUGGAAUUAGAACACCAGUUGUUUCUCAAGGAACAAAAGCUGUAAAUUUCUCGACUUCGCAGGCCCCAAUUAUGAGACCUAAUCAGCCAGCUUCAUCACCUCAGCCAGAUACGGACGCUGAUGGUGAUAUUAGUUUGUAA
This is a messenger RNA of Henningerozyma blattae CBS 6284, 2592 nucleotides long. RefSeq names its product DNA replication licensing factor MCM7 (gene MCM7). Bases 1 to 2592 code for a protein of 863 amino acids. The record is from RefSeq and is a predicted model, not a curated record. Gene Ontology annotation, cellular component: nucleus; MCM complex. Gene Ontology annotation, biological process: DNA replication; DNA replication initiation; DNA strand elongation involved in DNA replication. Lineage: Eukaryota; Fungi; Ascomycota; Saccharomycetes; Saccharomycetales; Saccharomycetaceae. Gene Ontology annotation, molecular function: single-stranded DNA binding; ATP hydrolysis activity; ATP binding. The transcript has a single exon.